UUUUAUUUUAUUUUUAUUAUAUUUCAAUUUCUAUCAGUUCAUUAUACCACCGACGUCAGAUCAGCCAAAAGAAAUAAAUUUAUAUACUCAAAAGACCUUUGCUGAGCCUGAGCCAUCAACAACUACUUGGCAUACAAAUUAAAAUAAGAAAAUAAAAUAUAAACUCUUGUCAUGACACUGCAGACACAACCUCAGAUGCUCUUGGGAGCUUUUAUUCUCGUUCUUGAUCUCUUCUCGCUCUAUGGUACGGUCAGAUCAUCAUCCUCGAUAUCCACAAAGCUAUUCUGGUUCAUGGCUAUCACAUUAUUCCCAAUCAGCGGUCUAUUCUUCUGCCUACCGCUGCUAAUGGUUGGAUUGAUUUUUGUCAAUGGAUCCUUUGCAAACACAGCCUCAUGUUCGGCAACACCACUAUCUGUUUUCUUUUCUUCUUGUUCAUAAUAUAAAUAUAAAUAUAUCAAUUUUUUUUAUUGUUAUUUUUUUAAGGAAAAAAAAUGAUUAAUUUAAUUACAAUUAGUAUGAAUAUGAAUAUGAAUAUUAAUAUUAAUAUGAAUAGCACUGUGAUUAUUGUUUUAUAUAUAAAUAUAUAAAUAUAUAUUAUAUUAUAUCCACAAUUUAUGGGGUAGACUGAACGUAAACUAAUAUACACUUGUAUCAUGUGAAGAGUGC
This is a messenger RNA of Phycomyces blakesleeanus NRRL 1555(-), 666 nucleotides long. RefSeq lists its product as hypothetical. The coding region runs from base 172 to 438 and encodes 88 amino acids. The transcript has a single exon. The record is from RefSeq and is a predicted model, not a curated record. Lineage: Eukaryota; Fungi; Mucoromycota; Mucoromycetes; Mucorales; Phycomycetaceae.